ACCAGAGGUCGUGUGUGCGCGGCAUCGCCGACCGAAGCCGACCGUUGCCGACAGUGGACUUGGCUAUUCGGUCGGCGACUACCUACCGGCGGCUGCGACGACGACGGCGGCGCGCGCUGUCCCCGUAGUUUAGUUUGCAUUUAUUCGGACGCGGUUACAUGCGCUCACAGUCCACUCGACGCUGCUGGUCAUUCCGGCACUCGCGGCCAUCGUAAACGAACACGCGUCGCUUGCUCGUUGCAGUCUCGUCUUGUGUCUUAUGUGUGAAUGUGUACAAUACGCCUGUGAGACCUAUCGAGGCCUUUGCAAAAUAAUAACCCACAUUUUUACUCGAGUACUGUUCUCAAUCUGGAUCAUGUAAAAGAACUGUCCUAGUUUAACGCUAGUUUUUUUUUUUUUUAAUUACAUUUUUAACCGAAUUUAAUUUGAUCGUUAUAAAUAUUUUUUGUCGUCGGUUUAUUCAUGUGAAAUCAUUUUUACUGCCAUUGGAAAAAAAUAUUGUCGCAUGUUAUAACUGAAAAACUUUUGCGAUGAUCGUCGAAUUUCGGAUUCGAGCGAAACUUCCGAAAUCCGGACUAUGGUAAACCGAAAAAAGUUGAACUUGACAUUUUAACUCUGUACUUUUGAAUCCAAUACACGUGGUGCAAUCUCCGACACUACGUCCAACAUGAGGAUAAAAAUGCCCGCAGUUCGGAUCGCACAAGCGGAUACGGACAUGGCACAAACGGUCGGCGGAACCGAACAAGACCUGCUGACCUGCGGUCAAUGUCAGAAAACGUUUCUGUUGUCCGACAUAUGCCGAUUCGUUCAGCACAAAGUUGCUGGGUGCGGUAACAAGGAAGCUCUGCUAGCUGCUGUAGACCGCAGUAGCAGCGGCGAAGACAACAACGGUCUGGUCGACAACGGAGUUCAGUCCAAACGGCCGUCUGUCAACAGCAACAAGAAAAUACAACCACAAUCGCCUCCUCUUCCCGGCGACGAUCAUCACCCACAAGAUCGUUCGACUCCCAAGCGGACGUCCACGCCGUCCAAUGGUGACUGUGGAUCCAAUAACGAGCACGACGAUGAGAAGACUUCGAGGAGAUCCAAACAAGAGUCCGAAUGUUCCGACGACAUGGCGUUUAAGAAGUCUAAUCGGUCGGGCUCAUCGUGUGCCGACGCCGAAUCCAAUACGACUAAUUCCGAACCCAGCAGUUUUGUAUGUUGCACGUGCAAGGCGAGGUACAACUCAGCGUGGAAAUUAUUACAGCACGCCCAGACUUCACAUUCUUUCAAGAUCUACACUGAUGGAACGCCAUCACCUGUAUCGCAAUCGAAAAACAAUUCCUCUUGCUCAUCUCUAGGCACAUCCGGUAGUUCGAGCAAUGCAUCGCUACCAGGUAUGUCUGCUCUACCGAUGGCUUUGAGCAUGCCAUCAAGGCUUAAUUUGCAACCACCACCAGUACCUACCAGUAGUUCUGGAGCUCCACCGUUAAUUGACCCCAUGCCCAUGCCACUGCACAACCCUUUUGGUGUUGGAGGCUUGCUUAGGAUGCCGAUGGGCGAGCCUCCUCAGCGUCCGUCCCCGUUUCCUGGGACUUCAUCCAUCGGCAAUCCACCAUUGUUCGGUCGGACAUCUAGUCACCAAGAUCAUCAGUUUCGCAUGGAACAGCUCAUGUCCGAGCAGUUUCGUUUAAAUCAACAGCAGCAUGGGUUGGGGUUUGCCGUGGCAGUGGCUGCGGCUAACGCCAUGCCUACGUCGCCAUUUCCAGGACUCGGCAAUGACCGAAAUAAUCCUCGUUUACCGGCACCAACGUUACCGGCCUUAAGUCUCGAUCCCCAGAUGGAUUUUUACUCGCAGCGAUUGCGGCAACUCGCAGGUACCACUAGUCCGGGAGCUGCUACUGCACACAGUUCGUCUCCUUCGCCGCGAAAAAUGACACCACCUUUUAGCAGCCCCAACUCAUCAACUACCGCAUUGGCACAACCAAAUGUCACAGCUGGUUUGAAUAACAAUAAUAACAACAACAGUAAUGUUAGUAACAACAACUCGAUUGAAUCAACGGCAGAAAAUGAUCGGUCCGGAGAUGCAUCUAGAAACACACUGGAUUUGUCUAAUACCAAUAAAGAAAAACCAGCUGAGAUCAGUCAACAGCAAAUCGUAUCUGAAGAAAAAACUAGAGAAUGCGAAUAUUGCGGUAAAAAGUUCCGUUUUCAAAGUAAUUUGAUUGUACAUAGACGUACACAUACUGGUGAAAAGCCGUAUAAAUGUUCAGUGUGUGAUCACGCAUGUACACAAAGUUCUAAAAUGAAGCGACACAUGAAAACUCACCGCCGGUCGAACCGGGGAAACGGGCUGGCCGGUGGCGAGCGUGGGACUGCCAAUGGGGUGGAUACGAGCUCGACACCGGACCAAACAUCCAACGAUGAUGAUGAGGAAGAGGAAGAUGAUUCUGAACUGGAUGAUGACGAAGUCGAAGAGGAGGAGGAGGAGGAAGAUGAAGAUGAGGAGGAGGAUGACGAAGAAGGUGACGAUGACGAUGAACAUAUGGAACUCGAAGAUGAAGAUAAUGAUGAAAACGAAGGUGGUGAUGUUCCCGAAGACUUGACCACCAAGUCAACUUCGUCAGCUGAACACGAAAAGAAGCCCAAUCAAUCUAACAAUAAUUCGCCCGAAAAUCAUCCUGGUGACAAAGGAAUACCACCCAACUCACUUGUUGGAGAACUUAUGAGCAAGUUUGGCUUGAGUAACAUUCAACAAUAUAGCGAAGCUUACAAACAAGCACUUAAGGAAUCUGUCAUUCCCCCUCAAUUUCGUAUACGCCGAAAAGAUAAUUUCCGUUUAUCACCUAUUAUAACUGACAAUAACAAUGGCUCUGUUAAAUCAGCCAAUCCGUUGAGAAAUCUAGAAAAUGGCUUAAGUGAUAAAACAGUAGCAGACCUCAGGUUCCGUGAAGAGUUCACAAAGAACUUGAUCGCAGCCGGUCAAAAUCCUCUUGAUCUGCUUGGAGCUCACCCAAACAUUUUUGGUCCAGGAUCAGCUUUUGAGAACCCAUUUGAUCCUGUGGCGAAACGUAUGAAACUAGAUCCAGAAAACCCACAUCAUCCACUUUUAAAUAGAGACCGUUUGUUUACGGCUGGCAUGUCUUGGUUACCAGCUUUAGCAGCACACCAUCGUGGUGACUCUUUCUUAGGCGUUCCCGGUGUUGGUGAUCGAAACAAAUCAUCAUCAGAACCUGGUAGUGGAGGUGGAAGUGGACGGAUUAAACCAGGACCUAGUUCAUUAACGGCAGCUCUGAAUAUGGGUUUGCAGUCGCAUAUGAAGAAAGAAUCACGACGAAACGACACUUGUGAGUAUUGUGGCAAAGUAUUUAAAAACUGCAGCAACUUAACUGUUCACAGACGGUCACACACUGGUGAAAAACCUUAUAAAUGUGAGCUUUGCUCCUACGCGUGUGCCCAGAGUUCUAAGCUAACAAGACAUAUGAAAACACACGGUCGGCUAGGUAAAGACGUGUACCGAUGCAGAUUUUGUGAAAUGCCUUUCUCUGUGCCGUCCACUCUAGAAAAACACAUGAGAAAGUGCGUGGUUAACCAAAACAUUAAACUUGAAGGUGGCCAAUACAUGAAAAUGGACGACGGUUCCAAACUAGACCCAGGAAUGAAGUUAGACAGUAGUUACAUGAUACAGUCAAUGAUGGACGACGAAUCAUAUAGCAGUUCCGUAUCCAAAGAUAAUACAUGACUUUUUCCAUGGAGGGGAUUCAAUCCCCUCCCUGUUCAGAGUACAUAUUAAGUGUGUAUUUAACAUAGAAAAUAUGCAUGUGUGUGUGUGUAUUAUCAAUUAUAUACAUUACAACACCUAGAUCUCGAAAUUACAUAUUUAAUACUUUAAUACUAUUUUUAAUCAAGCAGUUUUAUGUUUAGUUACCGUACUUCUUUUCUACUACCCAGAUACUUUUCUAUAGUCUUAUUAAAAAUUAUCGUUGUCACUCCCCGUUAAGCUCUGGUGUAAAUACAGUUUUUUCGUCUUCUUUUAUCUGUUUAUAAGAUGUAAUGUUCUAUAUUUUUUUGAUGCUCAAUUCUCUCUAUUCAAUGAUAAUAACAGUACCAUUCCAUAAGUAAAUUUUACGAGUGAUCUCUAUUGAGCAUUCGAUACACUAUUUAUAUGUUUUUGAUUCUUAGAAAUCUUUUAUACUAAUUUUAUUUUUAAAAGUAAAACAAAUGUCAUUCCCGAGUGAACGACUCAACCGAAUUCCAUAUCCUUAAGUAUUUUCGUGUUAAAAUAUUCUGAUUCCUCCCAACUAAAAUAUGUAAUACUAUCAAUUGAGUAAUUAGUAUAAGCGCAAAGAAAAAAUAAAGACAUUCCCUAAGCCACUGUAAAUACUAUCAUCAUUUGUGUUGUAAAUAAUCAACUGAAAUAUAUAUUUAAAUGAUGGUAAAGUAAAUAAGUACAAAACAAUUAUUAAAUUUAAACACUUAUUUAGCAACAUAAAUGAAUAUUAAUUUCAAUAUGUUUUGGUUUUUUCCCAAAUGAUUAUUUCUAUUUUUUUAAUUGUUAUCAUUUUUGUUUUUUGUUCUGUUGAAAAUGUUUUUCGAACUAAAAAGCGGUGUUGUAAAUUCGGUUUACGUUUGACUAGUCUGUUAUUUAUUAUUUUAUAUAAUUACUAUUAUUAUUAUUUCAUUAGAUUUAGAAAAAUUGACCCAAAUCAAUUAUAAAGACCCACAUGCCCAAACGAAAUGAAAUAUGUACUUUUAAUUUUUGAAAAUAAAUGCGGUUUACGCUCACUAUAUGUUCCUCAUUAUACUAUUAUUAUUAUUGUAGAAUUAUUCUUAUGUACGGAUUAGAUUGUAAAAUGGUGUAUUAUAUUAAGUAAGACCUAUGUAAUUUAUAGGAAAUACCUAAGAAAAUAUUGUAAGUUUUAAUAUAUUUAUUACUGACUGUG
Daktulosphaira vitifoliae (grape phylloxera) is the source of this 4925-nucleotide messenger RNA. RefSeq names its product B-cell lymphoma/leukemia 11A (gene Cph). Gene Ontology annotation, cellular component: nucleus. Gene Ontology annotation, biological process: regulation of transcription by RNA polymerase II. The record is from RefSeq and is a predicted model, not a curated record. Lineage: Eukaryota; Metazoa; Arthropoda; Insecta; Hemiptera; Phylloxeridae. The transcript has 3 exons. Bases 668 to 3724 code for a protein of 1018 amino acids. Gene Ontology annotation, molecular function: RNA polymerase II cis-regulatory region sequence-specific DNA binding; DNA-binding transcription factor activity.